UACAUGUCCGAGUGCCGUGGUGUUGUCAGCGUGGCAAAUCGAUUAAUAAAGAUGGUAUUAAUGCAUAAUUACUCUGCUAUGCGCUAAGAUGUACAUCUGGACAAUCAGUUUGGCAUCGCUUCGAGAAUGGUGUACUGGAACAAGGAUGCUAUUUAUGCAUUGUCAAGUUAUAAAGUUUUAGCAUGGCCUAUAGGAGUAUGGCCAAUUGAAAACGACAUCUUUUAUUCGAAGAUACGUUACUUCUUUGCGAUUGCAAGCGAGAUUUGGCUGAUGACAACACUAUUGAUGAAUGUAUAUCUCGCCUGCGACAAUUCCUCAGCAGAUCCGAUUGACACGUACGUGGUGACCUCAAGUGCAAUGUUAGGAAUUGUCAAACUCACCCUGUUGCAGAUACAGCGAUCCACCCUUUCAAUCAGUUUAUACUCCGCUAUCCAGGACUGGUGUAGCGUCAAAGAUGCGAGGUCGCGCGAGAUCAUGAUCCAGUACGCACGCACGGCGAGAAUAAUUUCGUUGUCUCUGUUUUACUCUGGAUUUAUUGCCCUUAUAUUUUAUAUGUUGCGACUCUUGCCCUUUGCACACGCGACCACCAACGGAAGGACAUUUGUCCUCCCAAUGUCCUGUCUUUUCGAGUCCGUCUCCAAUCUCCAGUAUGUCCUCAUUACAUUCUACCAGGUGAUUCAGUUGUUGAUCACGUACGCUGGAAACUGCUGUACGGAGGGAAUGUUCGUCGGUGUCACGAUGCAUCUGUGCGGACAGCUCGAACUAUUGAUGAUCGAUUUUCAGCAGAUCGAUCGCAAGCACAAGCGCAAAGGAGGCAGCAUCUUUGAAGAAUUCGUUAUUAGACAUCGAGAGUUGUUAAAACUCACGGAAAACAUUGAUGAUUCUUACAGUAUAAUUAUUUUGACUCAAAUCUUUACCAGCGCCAUUUUGAUAUGCAUAACAGGCUUCGGACUUAUUGUAUCCUGGCAUAUUCACGACAUGGUUAUGAUAAUGAAGAGCAUUGUGAUAAUGAUCGUUAUGUUGCUGCAAUGCUUCCUGUACUCGUACGCGGGCGAUAAUUUGAGGGAUCAAAGCGAAGCCUUGUCAUUCGCGCUUUAUGACAGUAACUGGUACGAUUUUUCACCCAAUGAUAUAAGAGACCUGACGUUUAUCAUGAUAAAAACAAAUAUACCCAUUCGUCUGACCGCCGGAAAGUUUUUCUACGUUACACGUGCUACCUUCACGGACAUUCUGAGGACUGCAGUAUCCUAUUUAUCCGCCUUACGUGUUAUGAUUGAAAAACAACCGGAACGCAGACGUCGGCGUCGUAUCGAGCAUGUCACAUUAUUGGUUAUUGUUAGCAGUUACAGGCAUUACCUUAGUCCGAUGGCAAGUGAACGAUGGAAAGACGAUAUCGCAUACGCGAUAACCCCUUUCAAAUUGGUGGCUUGGUCCAUCGGUGUUUGGCCACUUCAAGUUCACAAUGUUUUUUCGCUAAUUCCAUAUACCUUGGGCAUCUGUUGCGCGAUCUUCAUGUUCAUUGUACCUUCGAUCGAAUUUUACUUGGGCUGCACUGACGCGGAGACGAACGUAGACUGCCUCAUGUUAAUCUGUUGCGGGAUACUCGGUAUGCUGAAGACAGUAUGGUUUCGCAUUUACGCAAGAAAUUUGGCUAACAAUUAUAGCUCUGUCAUGAAGGAUUAUUUGACAAUUGAAAACACAAUGGAGCGUGCCAUCAUGCGAAAACAUACUUUUAUGGGAAGGAUUAUCUGCUGUUUAAUUUUGGGCUUCGCUUACUUUAGUUGUGUGAUGUACGGGUUAAUCGCUAUUCUGGAUGAAAAUAAGCAUGUCAAUAUAACGAAUGAGGGUACCAUGCUGGAGUAUCCAAUACCAUCAAAAUGCGUUAUGAAGUACUUGAAUGCUCCAGUGAGCAUACAUAAAGUCUUCUGCUUUAUCGAUACUAUUGCAUUAGUACUAGCGAGUACUGCUAAUCAUGGUAACGACGCAUUGUUUUUAAACGUUACAUUACACGUUUGCGGCCAAGUGAGAAUUUUAAAAGCCAAUUUCCUUGAUUUUGACGUCAAAAGUCCGCAUAUUUACGAUCGUUUUAACGUGUUAGUUGAAAGACACAAGUACUUAAUAAAACUGGCCAGAGAACUUGCCGAAAUGAUUAGUUUCGUUCUGCUGAUAGAAUUAUUUAUUAUCAGUAUACUUUUGUGCAUAAUGGGAUUUCAACUUAUACUACAACUAGGAAAAAAUAACAUUGUUCUAAUUGUGAAAAAUAUAAUGGUACAAAGUACCUUUCUGACACAAUUAACUUUAUACGGUGUUAUUGGGAAUUAUUUAAAAUCUGAAAUGGAAGAAAUAGGGCUGUCUAUUUAUCAAAGCACUUGGUACAACUUUCCCGCAAAACUGACGAGACAUUUAAUCUUCAUCAUUAUGCGUUCAGAGUCUCCAGUUACCUUGCAAGCUGGAAAUUUUAUCGUGAUAAAUCUGGCAACUUACGUGAGCAUCCUAAAAGCAUCUCUUUCGUAUCUGUCUGUACUUCGUGUAAUGGUAAAAGUGUGA
This is a messenger RNA of Temnothorax curvispinosus, 2547 nucleotides long. RefSeq lists its product as uncharacterized. Gene Ontology annotation, biological process: sensory perception of smell; detection of chemical stimulus involved in sensory perception of smell. The record is from RefSeq and is a predicted model, not a curated record. Lineage: Eukaryota; Metazoa; Arthropoda; Insecta; Hymenoptera; Formicidae. Gene Ontology annotation, molecular function: odorant binding; olfactory receptor activity. Gene Ontology annotation, cellular component: plasma membrane. The transcript is spliced from 7 exons. Bases 127 to 2547 code for a protein of 806 amino acids.